UUCAUAGGGUUACGAUGAAAAUUCCAUUAAUGUCAAAAUCAAAACAAGAGAAGUAAACCCCUCACGUUUUCUACAUGCCAAGUUUCCUCACAGUUAUCGUGGAAUAGCCAAAACGUUGUUUUCAUAAACGUAGACAUAUGUGAAUGCAAAUGUAAGACGGUAUCUGGCAACUGUGUGAUCAACGCGUAGAAGGGAGGUCGGCUGAGGCUCCCGUCUCAGAGUGCCGCGUGGAAGAGACAGAGAGUGGCUUUCGACGCAGACAUGAUGGUCCUCACGCAACUAAUUAGAGGCCGGACCCAUCCUGCAGGAUUUCAUAUCAACAUCCACAGGAGGCCUCCGCGGAUCCCCAAGAGGAGUAACAUGAUCAGGUCCUCCAGCACGCUAUGCACUGCGCUCGUCCCGUCAAGAACCUUCGAUCUCGUGUCAGAUCUGCGUCGAGGAAAUGAACUUCUCUCCUGCUACUCCCUCCGCCCAUGGAACGGCGCUGGGAGGAGUCACUUUGGCACGUCGUCGCCCAUGGGAGAAGAUCACUACGAUUCUUCUUUUAGCUUUUUCAUCCUCAACAGUCAGGAUUUCGAGGAAGUGAGAGCGUUCUUGGCACUGUAUUUCUUCCCCAAAGAACCGCUGACGAUAGGCGCUCGCUGUGAGGGCGAAGUCGACUUGAGUGAUCUUAUCUUGAAAUGCGUGUCGUCGGGCGUGUCCGUUGGUGCUCGGGACAAGGCCACCGGGGAACUGGUGGGCGUCAGGCUUAGCAGCAUCUUAUCUUCGAAGCCGAAGACAGAACCCCCGCCAGAUUCCAUUCCGCCGGAAGUGGCGAAGGUGAUCAAUAUGCUGAACCACCUGUGGGAGGCCGUGGACGUCUUCGAGGACCCAGGUGUGGAGCGAAUCAUGAAGAGCGACAUCCUCACUGUGCACACCGGCUACAACGGACGAGGGCUGGCGAGGGCCAUGGUUGAGAGAAGUGAGCGCCUAGCGAAGGGAAGGCACUGCCACCUGCUGUACACGCAACCCACGAACGCCAUCUCCGCCAGAAUCUUCUCUCAGCGAGGCUACGACACGAGAUACACUAUCGACCUAGACACUCUGCUGGACGACCAGGGCAAGCGUGUAUUCGACACGUCGCUCAUGUUUGGCAACAAUGUUAUCAGAGUUAUGAGCAAACGCGUGGAAUCGGGGUAGUAUGAAGGGAUGUGGCUGGGGUCAGGGUAGGGGGGGGGGCGGUUCCCAUCUCUGUAGAUUAAUUUAUCUACAGAUAUCAUGCUUCAUAUCAAAGUGGGGUAUUUUUACGUCGGAUUACACGGAUUAAAAAUCUGACAGGGUAAUUUGAUCAAUUCCUUUCAAAAGCACACGACAGGCAUUAGAAUUAGAAUAACAAAAAAAAUUGGCUUUCAGGUCAAACACGAAUAGGCUCGGUACAAACUACGCAUUAUUCAUCUAUCUGUGAUUUAAAGAUAUAUGAUUCAUUCAGGGAGCAAAUACACGAAUACCAUGAGAAAAAAAAUCAUGAUUAAGGAAGUAACAUUCUGCCCCCAUGGUGAUACGGCAUGUUUUUUGUGGUUGUUUGUGGGUUCUAUAAGGCCAUGACUACGCAUUUCACUUUCAGGCAGCUUGCCCUUUGUACGAUGUCUGCAUUUUCUAUCUUCCUUACAAUUACGUGUUAUUGUAUAUCGUUGGGGUCAUUUUACCGAUUCAUGAAUUACGAAUUAAAUAUUUCAAAGCA
Penaeus vannamei (Pacific white shrimp) is the source of this 1720-nucleotide messenger RNA. RefSeq names its product arylalkylamine N-acetyltransferase 1. NCBI's taxonomy places the organism in Eukaryota, Metazoa, Arthropoda, Malacostraca, Decapoda, Penaeidae. Gene Ontology annotation, molecular function: N-acetyltransferase activity. The record is from RefSeq and is a predicted model, not a curated record.